Messenger RNA from Thunnus maccoyii (southern bluefin tuna), 3214 nucleotides. RefSeq names its product tetraspanin 7b (gene tspan7). The transcript is spliced from 8 exons. Gene Ontology annotation, cellular component: membrane. NCBI's taxonomy places the organism in Eukaryota, Metazoa, Chordata, Actinopteri, Scombriformes, Scombridae. The coding region runs from base 90 to 824 and encodes 244 amino acids. The record is from RefSeq and is a predicted model, not a curated record.
GUGCGGCUGCAUCAGCGCGUGGUUGCAACGCGACGGUUGGUACAGACGUUUUUUUUUUCCUCCACAGCGGGUCUAACGUACGCUUCACAAUGGAGACCAAACCGGUCAUCACCUGCCUUAAAACCCUCCUCAUCGUAUACUCCUUUGUCUUUUGGAUAACAGGAGCCAUCCUGCUGGCAGUGGGAGUAUGGGGGAAGUUGAUGCUGGGCCCGUACAUCUCCCUGAUAGCCGACAACUCCACCAACGCCCCAUACGUUCUCAUCGGCACCGGUACUGUCAUCAUCGUUUUUGGCCUGUUCGGAUGCUUCGCCACCUGCAGAGGAAGCCCAUGGAUGCUGAAGCUGUAUGCCAUGUUUCUGUCGCUGGUUUUCCUCGCUGAGUUAGUGGCUGGGAUUUCUGGAUUUGUCUUUCGCCACGAGAUAAAGGGAACCUUUCACAGGACAUACACUGACGCAGUCCUGAACUACAACGCUGCGGAUGAGGCGAGCCGUGCUGUUGAUAAUUUACAGCACAGGCUGCGUUGUUGUGGAGUGUAUAACUACACCAGUUGGUUUGCCAGUGUUUAUUACCCAUCCAACGGCAUUCCUGCCAGCUGCUGCUUCAACUCCUCUGACUGCAACCCAGAAGACCUCCGUAAUGCAACUCUUGCUCCGAGCAAAGUCUACCACCAGGGCUGCUAUGAGCUGGUCACUUCAUUCAUGGAAACCAACAUGGCCAUCAUUGCAGGAGUGACGUUCGGGAUUGCCUUCUCACAGCUGAUUGGCAUGUUGCUGGCCUGCUGUCUGUCCAGGAUCAUCACAGCCAAUCAGUACGAGAUGGUGUAGCUGAUGUGACGUGGCAGGGAGAUGAAGAGAAGAAGAGACAAAGAGCCUUGACACAUGACAACAGUAAAUUCCUGAAACACUAUCACACAUCUCAUUUGGAAUUUACCUCCCUCCGUCUCUCUGCCUGUGAUCUUAAUGUAAUAUCUUAAUGUAUCUUAUUGUAAAGCAUCAUUCCUUGACUCACUGCUGUUGCAUCAAAGCUUUCUAUACCACACAUCCCACUGCUACUUGAUGUAGACGUUGCUCAUUAGCACAUAUCUCGGAUCAGUACAGCCUACAACAAGCAGGUAGACCAGAGUUGUCAGUGUUGACAGCGGUUUUGGUCUCAGAUAGGUGACUGAGUGCGACUUGGCUUUACUGUUGGUUGCGGCAUGCUCCACCGACCACCAUCAGAAGGCACAUCUUUGUACAGAAUGACAUUACUAAAGCUUGAAAGUAAUACUUUGAUAGAUUAUUUAGUUUUGCAUUUGACUUUGCUAUUGCUCACCAUUGUAUAUUCCUAUAGUUGUGGCAUUUUGUGAACUGAUUAUAUGUACUGAGGAUAUUUUAAGUUUAUAUGAGGAAACUGACAGGAGAGAAAAUUCUGAAUGGUUCGAGAGUAUUUUUAUUUAAGACAAAGCACAUUGUUUUUGUCCUGAAUAUUGAACUUAACUCUGUGGCAGAUUAUGAGCUAAAUUCCAUUUUAAAAUUAUUAUUCAGUAUGAGUUAAAGCUUUAGUUUGGCAUAAAUACACAAGAACAAACUCAAUUUGUUGUCAAUUAGUUUUACAGGGGAACAGAAAUAUAAUCAUCCAGCAAACCAAACACCAGAGAGUGCUAGCUAACAGUCAGUUAGCAAACACGUUAGCUUGCUUGCUAACAGGACAAUAAUUUCACUGUUUAUUCAAAAGAUUGUAAAAGCAUUUUCCAUCAUGUGGAGCAGUUUAUACUUUGAUAGAGGAGUAAAAAAAAGUGGACAGAUAGCUAAAAAGCUACCUUCCUCUGUUUUAAACUCUCCGGCUCUCUUUUCUCUCAAAGUUGAACUUGACUCAAAAAAUUCACACACAUUGACUUUGCUUACGCAAGUGAAUCCACUCAUUUCUGGAAUUCCAUUGAAAUGAAGUCUAAUGAAUUCAUUCUGCAAAACAUCAGUAUGCUUCAAAUGAAGUAGUUUGUAUGAGGUGUUGUCUGAACACAUCUGAGGGCAAAUGAUGUUGUGUUCAUGUGAAAAGAGACAAAAAUAGUGGAAAAAAAAAUAUGAAAAAAAGAGAGCCUUAGAGAGAAGUUCAAACCUUGCUUACUUUGUCACCCUUGCACAUCUGGCCAGUCAUUGCGUGACGUAGGUUGUCAGAUUGCUGGUUGUGAAAAGCCGCAGAAAUAGCCAGGCGCAGCCCCCCAAGCACUUAAUUUAAAGCAUACACCUUUAUAGUUCGAAGCAGAUGAAGUUUCAAUCCAGAAGAGGUCAGCAAUAACACUUUUUAGCUUGCCAGGGUCCUAUCAAGUCAUUAGGGUCAUAAUUUGUUUUAUUCUAAUGGGAAAUAAUGCCAGCUGUAUGUUCCAGUGAGAGAGGUCAACAUUAGAGAAACGCAGGACUCCACCAGUGUUCAUCUAGUAUUCACAGUAUUCUAUGUAGUGCAUCAACAUGCCGCAUUCGUCAUCAUCUGUAGAUAUGUAUUGGAAAUGUAAUUUAUAUGAUGUAAUGUUUCUCAUUCUAAUAUGCUAAUAAGUGUAAAUGUCGUGUGUCUGACUUUUGAUUCUGCACUCUGGUCUGUUAAUCUGUAUUUGUUUGAUAGUUUAUAGGAAACACGCACUGAAAAAUAAUUGUGGCCAAUGUUUUGUUGAGAGUAACGUGCAACAUAUAGCUGUUUCAAUUUAGCUGUAUAUUUAUUAUAGUUUGGUUGGCAUUACGUUUACAGUUUCACCAAGUGAUUUUCUAUCUCUCUUUCAGUGUGUGUGUGUGUGUGUGCGUGCGUGUCUGUGUGUGUGUGCGUGUGUGUGUGUGUGUGUGUGUGUGUGUGAAUGUGUGUGAUAUUUUUCUUUAUUUGACUGUCCCCUUAACCUUGAGUGUGUAUUUUCCUUGUAUGAUGAGGUUUGUGUGCAUGUGCGUGUGUGUGUCGGAGAGAGAUUUUUGUGGAUCCUGUUGUAUUCAAUUUUGGUCAGUAUUUCGUUGUGGCUUUUAAAAACUCAUUGCUUUUAAAGCUGUAAAUUUAUUUAGUGAAUGUAUGUUUUCCAACACUCUGAAACUUGUUUUUCCUUCCCCAGACUGAUAUUGUCCUGUAAAUACUAAAUUGUAAUACCAUCCAGCUUACACAUGGGGUCACCAGACACUCAAAAAGAAAUUGCAUCAUGCCGUCUACUAUUGACUAAGUCACCAUCAGUGGUCUUAUUAUCAAUAAAUAUACAGAAUAACAA